UGGUCUAAUGUCAAAACUCAUAGUACUUAAAGGUAACCUCAAUUCAAAGUAUUUUAAUAUUUUUUCGGAAAAUAUUCAAUUAAAAGCAUUUCAACACAGUAAAACUAUUAUAAAAAUAUGAAUCUUAAUAUAUCUGGAGUCGCAAAAUAUGUGUGGAAAACUCAAAAUGUCGCUGGAUUCGGGUUCCAGCAAGUGCGUAACAAGUGGUCUAAUUGGCUUAUGAUCCGCGACGUGAAAAGGCGCCGUAUGAGUGCUGAAAACUAUCUUGAACGGACUCGGAUCAAUGCGAUGAGGAAAAAUGACGUCUUGCCCGUGGAGAUCAGAGAACUGGCUGAUAAAGACAUAAACAAGUUUGAAAUGAAUGCUAUCCCUCUCAGAAUUAACAACAGAUGUGUUAUCACUUCAAGACCUAGAGGCAUAGUGAAGGAAUGGAGAAUGAGUCGUAUAGUGUGGAGGCACCUGGCUGACUACAAUAAACUGUCCGGAGUACAGAGAGCUAUGUGGGGAUAGAUUAUUAUUGUGUAAUUAGCUAAUGUAUUGUAGACUGUAAUAAAUUGUUGCUUAUCUGUUAUUUUA
Spodoptera litura is the source of this 576-nucleotide messenger RNA. RefSeq names its product mitochondrial ribosomal protein S14 (gene mRpS14). Gene Ontology annotation, biological process: translation. NCBI's taxonomy places the organism in Eukaryota, Metazoa, Arthropoda, Insecta, Lepidoptera, Noctuidae. Gene Ontology annotation, cellular component: mitochondrial small ribosomal subunit; ribosome. The record is from RefSeq and is a predicted model, not a curated record. Gene Ontology annotation, molecular function: structural constituent of ribosome.